UCCACACACGAUGCUUCGUCACUGCGGUCUUAAUUUGAUCUCAUUAGUUUCGUUUUUUCCCGUGUUUCCUGAAUGCGGCAGAGCUAGCUGCCGCCCCCUGGAGGCUGGAAGGGGGACGUGCUCAGGUGUCGCUCCAGGUUCAGUCGGUUCUGAAGGCUGCUUUCUCCUGACGCCACGUUAAAAAUGUCGCCUGUUUUCAAAGUGGGUUAAUCGUAUUUAAAUAAGCGCUGAAACGCUUCGUCAGAAGGCCAGACUUUAUUUCACUCUUGGUUUGCGUUUUCAAAGAUUCUUUAUUUUCUGCUCAGUUUAUCUCGCUGAAUUGCAGCUAACUAUUGAGAAGUGCUUGUUGUCAAAUUGUUUUUGGAAUCUAAUCAAGAUUUAAAAAAAAAAAAAAAAACACGUUCCGCGUCCCGUUACCAUGACAACCAUCCAACUAACGACGGCCGUCGCAGGGACGAAGCUCAGAUGAACUCAAGUAUGAUUGCAUCACCGCGGCUGGGCGUCUUCAGAGAGUCGAUGCUGCGGGACCCGCUGCUGAUCAAGGCUCCGCUGGGGAGGGCCCGGUCCAGGGGCCUCACCAUCCCGGGUCCAGAUUUCACCUAUGGAGCCAGCACCAUGAUGAAAGACGGAAGUGUGGCUGAAGGUAAGCCCCGCCCCCUGCUAACACCUGACCGGACCUGGAGCCACUGGACCGGGCCGGAACCGGUCCGGAACCGGGUCCUGGUUGGUCCAGAAAUCUGCUGGACCCCUGAACCCAGGCUCGGUUCUGGUUCUGAACUGCUGCUCAUGUCCAGCCCACUCCAAGGAGUUCACCAGAACCGGUUCCAGGGUUCGGACCAGAACCGGUUUUAAGGUGUGGCUGAUUGUCCUUUAAGGAUGGAAAGACCGGAAUGUGUGUGUUCAGUGUGUGU
Molecule: messenger RNA, 911 nt
Organism: Poecilia reticulata (guppy)
Lineage: Eukaryota; Metazoa; Chordata; Actinopteri; Cyprinodontiformes; Poeciliidae
Source: RefSeq, a predicted model, not a curated record